AAUUUUCAUGUGUUUGUAAUUUUUUGAUUUUCUUAUUAAAUUAAUUUCUUUUUAAGAAGAAUUAACUUAUUAAUUAUGUUUAUUAAUAAUCUUUCAUUGGCUGUUAAAGGUUCUAUUAGGAAACAUGGAGCUACAUUAAUUUGGUCGAGACAUAUUGUUGGUACUGGUGAUAAAUGGGGCAAUUCAUCACUUGGAAAAUUGUCUACUCUUGAUUAUGGUUCGUUGAUUGAUUCUCAUGAUGCUGGUAAAUUGCCAUUGGUAAAUUUGGUCAAGUUAAAUGAAGCUCAAGUCAAAAUGAUUGAUAAUUAUUCAAUUGGAGACUUGAAAAUAUUACCAAGUCUAAUUAAGGAUCCAAUGUUUACUGCUAAGAAGAAAAGGAGAUCAAAAGAUAAACAAUCUGCUAGAGAUUCUGAUAAAGAAGACGAAGAUGAUGAUGAUGAUGAUGACGACGAUGACGACGAUGAGCUGGUUCCCAUUGACUAUGUAGAUUUGGACAUCGAGACGGGUAAUCUCAGAUUAGACGCUGUGAUGAAAGUGGCCCUUCCGAUACCAAGAAGUAAAAUUGAUGCUUUACAUGCUGAAGAUAAGAUUCGAGUUAACGGUGAACGGGUUCAAAAAAGGUCUAUGGAUGUCGGCGAAGGAGAUGUAGUUGAUAUGAUCAAUGGUCGAAAUCGUGCAAACAGUAAUCUAUUAGACAUUCGUCGAUUCAAAUUAAUGUCGGUUCCCGAAUUUAAAACGGCCAAAGAUCGAGUUAAAUUUAAAAUUCGUCGAUGGCCUUCAUUAACUAUCGAAAACUACAAAAUUCAUCCAUUUGAAAGUUUGGUACUAAGAGAGGAGGAAGAAACAAGGACAAGAUCGUAAAUCAUUUUAUACUAAUUCCAAUCAUAAUUGUAUCUCUCCUAAUUCAUAUUCUGUAUUUAAACAAAUCUAUUAAUAGUUUCAAUUAGUAAAAUUAAAAUAUAAUGUUAAUCUAAUCAAUUUUGAUCAAUUCUAAUAAAAAAAAAGACAACUGAAUGUGUCAAAUUAAAUCACGAAA
Messenger RNA from Panonychus citri (citrus red mite), 1036 nucleotides. Its product is annotated as mitochondrial transcription rescue factor 1-like. Lineage: Eukaryota; Metazoa; Arthropoda; Arachnida; Trombidiformes; Tetranychidae. Gene Ontology annotation, molecular function: RNA binding. The record is from RefSeq and is a predicted model, not a curated record. The transcript is spliced from 2 exons. Bases 76 to 861 code for a protein of 261 amino acids.